Messenger RNA from Phaedon cochleariae (mustard beetle), 1309 nucleotides. The record is from the annotation of a GenBank genome assembly. Lineage: Eukaryota; Metazoa; Arthropoda; Insecta; Coleoptera; Chrysomelidae.
UCAUUCAAGUUGAAGUACACUAUGAUAAAAAUGGUGCAACUAGUGAAAAUAAGGAAGCAAUAUCAGAUAUUAUUAUAUGUGGCGAAGGAGGAAGUCCUACUGGUGAAAUUGGAAGAGUAUUACCGAUACCAGAGAAAAUUGUUGGAUUUCCAGAAGCACACAUGGAAAAUAUAGAAGGCUCCAGGAAACAAUUUACAUCAACGUGUACGAGCUUAUCAAAAAGACAAAUUUCCCAACUACGCUUAAAAGCUGCUAGAAAAAAAGCUGCGCUAGAAGAAAAAAUGGAAGAAGAGAAAAUGAGAAUAAUGAAAGAAGAAAUUGAAAUGCAAGUAGAUAUCUCCGAGAGAAAAAAUUGAUCGAGAUGGAAUUAGAUGUGCAACUUAGUACCGCAGGUAGUAAAAUAUCUAGUAUACCUAGGGAUUCUGAAGAAGGUACAAUAGAUAGUAUUCAAAAAGUGAAAAUUUUUUUGAGAAUUCCAGGAAUCAACCUGACUGAAUACGAACGAGCCUCUUCAGAUCAUAAAAGUAUCAAAUCCGAUGAAAAUGAAUUAGAAUUCGACCACACCAAAUGUAUUAUAUCCGAUCAUUUGGAUGAAGAUUGUAGAAAACUUACAGAGAAGUGUACGAAUAUACAGCUAGAAACCAUUUUCACUCGACAGUCAAUCAGAGACUCACCUUUGUUCAAUGGGGAUCCGGAAGAAUGGCCUCUAUUCAUUUCUCAAUUCAGAAGAUCAACCAAAUCCUGCCAAUUUUCAGGAGAAGAAAAUCUCAUAAGACCCCAGAAAUGCCUUCGUGGUCGUGCGAGAGAUAUUGUCAAACCACUGCUGAUCAGUUCGAGUAAUUCGGAUAUCAUUAUGGAAUUAUUAGAAAUGAAUUUUGGAAGACCUGAUAUAAUAAUCUCCAUGUUAAUAGAGAAGGCGAGGAAAGUUGCAUCACCUGGCAAAGGUGAUGCAACUUUCGACAAAGGCAGUUUUGAACUUAACAUCCACUAUAGAGAUGCUGAUCUAGCAGAACAAUUAGAAUUAGUUGGAGAAACAGAAUCCUUAUGCUACCAAUGGACUAACGGCAUCACCCAUCAAGAGAACAAUUCUAGAAAGGUAGAUAUUGACGUAUCCGAUCCACGUCAUCCUUCUAAGUAUUUCCGAUUGAAUGGAGUGAGAACUAUCAAGAACAUGAAGCUGCCAAGACAAACACUGGACAUCAGAGAACUGAAAAAAAAAAUCCAAAUACACCCUACCUUGAACAUAUUCGGCCGUACUACAAUGAACAACCGCUGUUUCUUAUUGGUCAAGAUCAAUGCCAUCUACUAA